Molecule: messenger RNA, 1131 nt
Organism: Lodderomyces parapsilosis
Lineage: Eukaryota; Fungi; Ascomycota; Pichiomycetes; Serinales; Debaryomycetaceae
Exons: 1
Coding region: 1-1131 (376 amino acids)
Source: RefSeq, a predicted model, not a curated record
AUGGAUUCACCCUUGAUUGUUGACUUUGAGGUAUCAAACGGUGAUACAAAUGGUAUCCCAUUUUGGUUACGUGAUGUCUUUGACCGUGCAUUAGAUGCUGCAGGACUCGGCAAUCGUCUGGCAUCCGACGAUGCGAUUGCUAACUUAGUCAAAGUUGAUCCGACACAAUUGAUAGACAAGGAAUGUGCGAUAUGUUACGACAAAUUUCAAAUGGAAAAAGUAGAGGUUAAAGAGUCUCUGGAACAACAUGAUAAUGAGAAACGCAAGGAGUUGUUACAGCAAGACAAGGAGUUCAAAGAGAAACUUCGAGACGAGUAUGGGAUACAGCUAGAGUGCAUUUUCAAAUCAUCAACUUUUAAAGAUCCUCCCUUGUUUUUACCUACAGAUGUUGGGUGUAGCAUGUACAGUAGGUUCCCGCAGCGAAACUUGUCAACUUUUGAGUCUGUAACAAUGGAUGACCAAUUCCCCGGAUAUAGCAACGAUAGCACGGAAAGAAAAGAAAAGAGGAUUGAGCAAUACAAACGGGAAGGACAUAUUGCUGUGAAAAUGCCAGAGUGUGGACACAUUUUCGGAUUAUCAUGCAUUGUUGAGUGGUUGAAAGCACAUGUUUCUUGUCCCUUGUGUCGAAAAGAGGUUGAGGCUAGGAAGAAUGAUCCAAGUGUUUCACGAAGAGAAGAUAUUGAGGAAAAUGUGGUUGCUAACUAUAAUAACGAAUCUGAGAUUGUUGAGCAUUUGAUUAAUCAUUCAACUGAUGUAUUCCGUCCAUUCAGACGGCCAUUCAAUCCACGAAUAACUCCCGUUACUGACUCCUACAUGGAUCAAAACUGGGCCACACCACCUUACCAAUCACGUCCAAUUCAAUCUAGAGAUCCCAGCAUUGUGUUGCCGAAACGGUUCCCAUUCCCUGAACCAUUUGGAGGUUCCAGUUUAUCGCGCUUGCGAAGGGGUUCUCGAGAAUCAAGGCGAGUUAGAAGGGCGAGAUCAAUGAAUGAUAAUGACGAAGAACAGGAAGCGCGUAGAAGAAGAAGUGGGUCAAACGAGUCAGGAAGAAGCGCACGAAGGGUGAAUUUUUCACCUCAUACUACAAACAUCGACGAUCUACACGAUUCGAGUGAUAACGAUAUGGAUUGA